This is a messenger RNA of Mercenaria mercenaria, 2635 nucleotides long. RefSeq lists its product as uncharacterized. The coding region runs from base 68 to 1963 and encodes 631 amino acids. The transcript has 10 exons. NCBI's taxonomy places the organism in Eukaryota, Metazoa, Mollusca, Bivalvia, Venerida, Veneridae. The record is from RefSeq and is a predicted model, not a curated record.
ACCGGUCAGUGGCAGGUAUCAUUUUUUAAAAUUAAAUGCAGAAAGCCGCUAUCCCUCUUUUACUGCCAUGAUGGAAGAGAAUAAGUGUGGCUUUUGCCAUACUGGAGAGGAACACGAGUCUGUUUGUGGUUCCUUGCAUAAAGAUAAGAUAGAUGGAAAGGUUGUGUGUGCUCAUCACAAGUGUAUGCAAUAUUCAGCAUGUUUGGUCCAGUAUAAGACAGACAGUUUUGGUGGCUUUAAGAAACAGGAAGUGAUAAAGGAAAUCAAGAGAGGAAGUAGACUGAUUUGUGCAAUAUGUAAGGCAGACAAGGGUAAAAAACACAAAAAGGGUGCCACAUCUGGUUGUGCUUGGGCAUCAUGUAGGAAGACUUUCCACUAUCUGUGUGUCUCAAUGAACCCAAGAACUGUGGCCAAGCGAUACAGAGUAGCAGCAGGGGAUAAAGUUGUCAUUUUGUACAGAGUUUUCUGCUGCCAAGAUCAUGAAAACAGAUACAGAGAAAAUCUGAGUGCUGAUGACAUUGUGGGUAAGAAUGAGUCUAGCGAUGAAGGUGGAGACUCCGAUGAUGAGGAGGACAACAGUGAUACAGACAGCGAACCACCUGCCAAGGUACCCAAAGUUUCCUACUCACAGCUAAAGGAUAAACCAGUUAAGAAAGAGGAGGGAGAGUCGGGAAUGUCAAGUCCUGGUAUGACGUCAGAAGAGGUGCUGUCGGAGACACAGAGACAGUUGAAAAUUCUUCAGAAGAAGAACAGUACAUUAGAUACGAAGGAAAAUGGGAAUGAUGACAGUUUUUUGACAGCAACACCUGGCCAUGAUUCUGGUGGUGAUGUCACUGACGAUUUCAACACAAGUAAUAGUCCUCUGGGGUCAGAAAUGUCGGAGAAUGGGCAUUUGAUUAGAAAUAUUGAUGAAGGAUUUCAUAUUAUCAUUCCCAGCAAAUUAGAAGUGGCAGAUUUAAAAACCAUAUGCAGACAGGCCGGGUAUUCAGAAGAGACUUGUCUCCUUUGGCCCAAAGGUUAUAAUAAGCAAGGACUGCAAGAUAAACACAUGCCCUAUAUCAUGUGGAACUUAACCAGUAAACUUAGCAAAAAGGACACAGAGGGAUUUGUAAAAUCACUAACUUCUGUCUCAGUAGAACAGUAUGAAAGUUUAUGCCGUAUAAAUGAGUCAGCUGAAAACAUGGAAUUGCCAUUGAAGAAACUCUCGGAUAAAAUUAAUUCUAAAUAUAGAUCAGAUGUGUCGUGUGUGUUAAGUAUAGAUGAAGAUAACUUUUACAUUCUGCUUCUGUCUCUUCCUAAAUGUGUGCUUGAAGUUUGCGAUGUAUGGUCCAUAGUGAACUUGUACCAAUGGACCAAAUAUACAGUCAUGCCCUCCUAUACAACCAAGCAGCUUCGGCCUUCCUUGGAGAAAAAAAUCAUGUUGAACUGGCUCUUGCCAAAGUUACAUAACAAAAGUGUGGAAUUGAAUGUCUUUCCUCAGGAAGAGACAUUACGUAUAGAUCAAGGACCAAAGUUUCUCUGUGUUGCACGUGAGAUUGAAUUUCAGCUUGAAACUAUCUCUCAGAAUAUACUCUCUACGAGUUUGGUUAAGGUCAUGAUUCUACGCAAAGUUGACAGAGAGGUCGUCAAUUUUAAAAAUUAUCUACGCAAGUUGGUACAACAAUUCAUCCGUAACAAUGCAGAACACGAAUGUUACUGUGUAAUACAUGUGAUGCCCUCUGAUGGUAUACAUAUGUUGGAGGAUGUGUUGCCGCUGAGGACCAAGAUGGUGUGCGGCCAGGAUGUGCGGGUGUUCAGUGCCUUCAACCCCAGUAAUGCUCCAGUAUCUUGUCUUGUACUUUACACUGCCAACACAGAGCUUUCUGCAGGUACUGGUAAUACAGAGUUGGGAGUUGAAGAGAUUCGAUCACCAGGUGCAGAAGACUUAUAUUUUGACGUUGAUGAGACUCCAACAAAUAUCUGACUUGUAAUGGAACUGUUUCUAGUGUGUUGACAUUUUGUAAAGAUCUUCAGUUUGGCAUGAUACUGUAUUCUAGUUGACUGGAUAAAAGUGUUGGCAAAACUUAUUUCUGGACAACACAUUUUUAGGGGGAAAUGUUUUGAAGUUAAACAGAAAAUAGAAUUGUUUUUUUAUGAUAUGAUGUAGGGAAAAAUGUUUUUGAACUGAAGUUAAUAAAAAGUCUUGAUGCAUAAUUUUAUAAAAUAUUGUAGCUGUUGUAAUGCAGGUUGACUGACAGCUGUAGUUAGAGAUACAUAUAGUAACCAAUAAACACUCCUUGAUUAAGUAAAACUUUCUGGUCCUACUUAAACUAUGAUAGUUUAAAUGUAUUUGCUAGGUAACAGUUUAGUUUUACUUGCUGUCAGCUGGCUCAUUUUAAUUCUGAUGAAUCUAAGGGACCCAUUGUUAUUAAAGCAAAUGUCCACAUUGAUCUUAGAAAAAUCUCAGCUGUAAGUAUAUACUGUUUGACAUGUGUGAUUCUGGUGAAACUUGGAAUAAUACUGUCAGACAGAUGCGUAGUUUGAUUCCGUUUUUAUAGAAAAGACUGCUGUCAAGCUCUUAAUGUUUUCUUUAUUAUAUUAUAUUACAUUUGAGUAGGUAACUGUUAACACUUACAAUGCUUACAACAAAUUGUGA